GAAGAAAAGAAGGGCCUGAUUAUGUUUGUGUGUCUUGUCAUCAUUUAAUGUACAGACAGAUAUACUGGUCUUGAAUAGGGAUAAGUACGAAAAGCUACCUCAGGCACAUUGCUAGUAAUUGACGAAACGUAAGGCCUCAGCUUGUCCAACUCUUGACGUGAGAGCGCCAUUGGCAUAACAUACGGGAUGUUAACAAACACGAACCUACAGACCCGGAUGUACCGCCUAGUUACAUGCACACUUGCGCUAACAUUACACAUUGCACUGCAAGCCCUGAUGUCGAGGCACGUGAUUCGUGACCAUGGCGAAAACUUAUGAUUACUUAUUCAAGCUGCUUCUCAUCGGAGACAGCGGCGUCGGAAAGACGAAAAUUCUCGUCCGUUUCUCUGAUGACACCUUCAAGUCGACCUUCAUCUCAACAAUUGGGAUCGACUUUAAGAUAUGCACGGGGGAGUUAGAAGGAAAGAAGAUCAAGCUGCAGAUAGGGGACACUGCAGGUCAGGAACGAUUCGGAACCAUCACAACUACAUACUACCGAGGCGCAAUGGGAAUCAUGCUCGUUUACGACAUCACAGCUGUAAAGUCAUUUGAGAAUAUCAAGAAAUGGCUUGGAAACGUUAAAGAGUAUGCAGCAGAAGACGUCGUGAGGAUGAUAUUGGGGAACAAAUGUGAUAUGACGGAUGAACGAAAAGUCAAGAAAGAGAAAGGAGAAAUGCUGGCAGCAGAGCACGGCAUCAAAUUCAUGGAAACGAGCGCCAAAACAGGCCAAGGAGUCGAAGAAGCGUUCCUCACUCUAGCUAGAGACAUCAAAGCAAAAAUGGACCAAAAAUCGGAUCCAGUGGAGUCUGGUGGUGGUAGUUCGGGUGGAGUGACAGCGACGGUACAGAGGCUGACGGACAGACCUCGACGGUCGUGCUGCACUUUGAUGUAAACGAAUUGGACUGUGGGUUGUAUAAUAGCGGAGUACUGAGAUGAGUGACGGUGGAGAGAGGGGCCGCUCUGAUAGUUUAGUGACAGACAUUGUGAUUUCGCUUCGAUUUUGUAUACAAUAGCUGCGGGUAUAUUGGGUAUUGUGUUUGGCACCUUGUAUUGUUGUAAACUAUGGGAGACGCAAAGAGAAGGAAAGUGAUU
Molecule: messenger RNA, 1131 nt
Organism: Corticium candelabrum
Lineage: Eukaryota; Metazoa; Porifera; Homoscleromorpha; Homosclerophorida; Plakinidae
Product: ras-related protein Rab-8B-like
Exons: 7
Coding region: 302-931 (209 amino acids)
Biological process (GO): protein secretion; regulation of exocytosis; protein localization to plasma membrane
Cellular component (GO): synaptic vesicle; plasma membrane; trans-Golgi network transport vesicle
Molecular function (GO): GTP binding; GTPase activity
Source: RefSeq, a predicted model, not a curated record